AUGGUUUCUAAAUCUAGUUUAAUCCGUUUUUCACCAACUCGACGACAUCGCAGAGCUAAAUCAACAAUCUUACAUUUUUGUAUCGAAUUACAAAUCUUUAAAAUUCUCAUUGUGGUUGCAAUAAUAAAAAUUAAAAUCAAUUCAUUUUGUCAAUUAAAUUUACAAUCCUUUAAACAACGUCUUAAUCGAACAAUUAAUUCAUUAAUAAAAUAA
This is a messenger RNA of Rotaria sp. Silwood2, 213 nucleotides long. The record is from the annotation of a GenBank genome assembly. NCBI's taxonomy places the organism in Eukaryota, Metazoa, Rotifera, Eurotatoria, Philodinida, Philodinidae.